AAUGUACAGAGCAUGAAGUUUCUGACUCAUCUAAUAAUACAAUUGAUAAAAAAGCUUUAUCUUUAGAAAUGCCAGCUCAAGAUCAAUCAAUUAAUUUAAAUAAAAUAAGUGAACAUAGAGAGGACCAUACUCAAGAUAUAUGCCAUGUCAAUACUACUAUUGAUGAAGCUGUAAAAAUUUCAAAUGUCUCAAGUUAG
Messenger RNA from Diversispora eburnea, 197 nucleotides. The record is from the annotation of a GenBank genome assembly. NCBI's taxonomy places the organism in Eukaryota, Fungi, Glomeromycota, Glomeromycetes, Diversisporales, Diversisporaceae.